Molecule: messenger RNA, 3135 nt
Organism: Vombatus ursinus (common wombat)
Lineage: Eukaryota; Metazoa; Chordata; Mammalia; Diprotodontia; Vombatidae
Gene: GYG1
Product: glycogenin 1
Exons: 6
Coding region: 1631-2551 (306 amino acids)
Cellular component (GO): cytoplasm
Molecular function (GO): glycosyltransferase activity
Source: RefSeq, a predicted model, not a curated record
AUAGAGUUUUAGAACUGGAGGGCUCUCUGUGUCCACCUGUCACACAACUCAUGUCCAAAAGGAAUCCCAAUUUUAACAUAUCCUAUGAAUAGUUGUUCAAUCUCUGCUAGAAAACAUCCAAUGAGGGGAAACGGGAACCUGGUGAAGCACUUCAUUCUACCCUUGGGCAGUGCUAAUCUAUGUCACAUUCAGCUGUCAAAGUGAUAUUCCUAAAACACAGGUCUGACCGCAGCACUUUCAUGCUCAGUAAUCUUCAUUGGCUCCCUAUUAAUCUAGGCUUAUCUUUUUAUCUCUAGGUCUACCUUUUUUGGCAGUAUGGUGAAACCAAUGGAUCUCUUAUCAGAAUAAUGUCUUUAAAUGCAUAAAAUAAAAUACAUAGCAUUAGAAAGGAAAUCAAUUUUAUUGAAAUAUAGAUUAUCAGACCUAAAAAUGCAAGUUCAUAGACUCAGGUUUAGAACCCCCACUCCGGAUCAAACAAAAAUCCUUCUCUGUGACAUUUGGCUCAAUGGUUAGGCUAAAACAAAAUGAAACAAAACUUUCUCUAAUCAAGGAAAUCAUGGUGGCGUAGUGGGGAGACGUUCGAUUUGUCCUAAGAGGAUGGGUUCAAGUUCCCCUCUGCCUCUUACACUUUUUGUGAACGGGGUUCUUUAUCUGUAAAAUGAGGAGGUUGGACUACCAGGCAAUCGAUAUCUAAAGAAUUACAAUGAAUCAUCUCAGUCUUGGAGAAAUGACACAGAAACAUACUUCAGUAAACAGUUUGCAGUGGUUACUCGUUAGUUGGGUUUAACCUAAAUGUUUUUCUUUGUCACAAGAGGAUUGGAGCACAUGGUAUAAAUAUCACAUGGGUAACAAUAAAACUUUUUUUUUUUCAAACACCUCCCCCCAUGAAGGAUUUGGAUUAAAUGGCGUCUACAAUCCUUUCCAGCUCCAAAUUUGUUAUCUUAUGAACCCUUUGUCUUCCUGUAUGGAAGCCUCAAGAGACCUAAAGAUCAUUAGGAAUGUGGAGGUGAUGGGAAGGAGGGAUUCCCUGGAAAAUGGGAAUCUUCCGGGAUUGUGUUCCAAAAUUCAGCUGGUAUAUCCCGACCCCCUGGCCCAAGCAGUACUCCAUAAUCCUAACAGUGAAAGGGAAGCCGCUGGAGUUGAGCUAAAAGGAAGUAAGGAGCCGGUGCUGUGCCUACCCUCCCCCUUCCUGACCCAAACGCAGACUUGCACAAGUUCAAGACGCCCGGUUUCCCCACCUGGAAACUGGGGGAGGGGGUGGGUGACUGGCAAGACGCUUGUUGACAGCGGGCAAGGAGCAGUUCUCACCUAGUCCGGGGGACUGCACGCACGGGUCAUUUGACCCGCGCUGCGCAGAGGAGUCUCAGGGAGACAUUUGGGCCAAGCCCCACCAGAGCUGGCCGCUGCGGUCGGCUGCAGCAGCCCAACAGGCGACCCACGGGCAGGAAGGAUGCAGAGCUGAAAGCCAGCGUACGUGCUCCACGUGACCGUGUCGUAUAAGACCUAGCUGCCGGGUCCGCUCUCUUCCAGCUGCUUCUCUCGGGUGCCCCCUCGCCCCGGCGCCUGGGCUGCCUGCGCUCCAGAGCCACCGAGUCACUGCCUCCCCAGCAACCUCGACUCCGGCGGCACCAUGACAGAUCAGUCUUUUGUGACUUUGUCAACAAAUGACUCCUACGCUAGAGGAGCAUUAGUGCUCGGCUCCUCACUGAAACAACACAGAACGAUAAAAAGGUUAACCGUGCUGAUAACCCCGCAGGUCUCCGAGUCUAUGAGGAAAGUUUUAGAGAAGAUUUUUGACGAAGUCAUCAUGGUUGACAUCUUGGACAGCAGGGAUUCAGCUCAUCUAACCUUAAUGAAGAGACCUGAACUGGGGGUCACGUUAACCAAACUCCACUGCUGGUCUCUAAUUCAGUAUUCCAAAUGUGUGUUCAUGGAUGCAGAUACUCUGGUACUGACAAAUAUUGAUGAGCUUUUUGAGAGAGAGGAGCUAUCAGCAGCACCAGACCCAGGGUGGCCUGACUGUUUCAAUUCUGGAGUCUUUGUUUACCGACCUUCCAUUGAAACAUACAAUCAACUGUUGCAUAUGGCUUCUGAACAAGGCAGCUUUGAUGGUGGGGACCAGGGUUUGCUGAACACCUUCUUUAGCAGUUGGGCAACAACAGAUAUCAGAAAGCACCUGCCAUUUAUUUAUAACCUAAGCAGCAUUUCUAUAUACUCCUACCUCCCAGCAUUUAAAGCGAGGAAGUCACAGAUGCAAUCUCACAUAUGUCCAUUGGGGACCUCAGCCCUCCACCUCAACCAUUUAUAUCCUCAGAAGAACGUAAGGAGCGGUGGGAGCAAGGCCAGGCUGAUUACAUGGGAGCAGAUUCCUUUGACAACAUCCAGAGGAAAUUGGACACUUACCUUCAGUAGAAAACAUCUCCAUUUUCUCUGUGCAAACAUCGGCUACACGGGACUGUUUCCAGAUAAUUUAGCAUCUAGAAAAGUGUUGAGUAUGGUUGUUACAGUUGCUAGCAGCUUUGACGAAAGUUCCACAUUUGAAGGUUUAUAGUACUAAAGGUGAAAACUGGACAAAAGUCAAGAAGUAAAAAGCUCUUUUUCUGGUCAAUUAAUUGCUGAGUGACUCCUCGCCCGAUCAUUCAGAGAAAAUUUAAGAAAUUUUCUAUUAAAUGCCAAUUACCAAUAAAUCUGAUGAGAGGGAAUGAAGCCAUUAAGCUAUUGGCCUCAGCUCCUGAAACUUGAAGAGCUGGGCUCCAAUCAGCUCCCCUUUAUAUUCAUGAAGAUAAGUGGGAAUGAUGCUAUAUGCCUCACUGUCUUUGUCGUGGUAGAUAGAUAUUUCAGGAUUGAUCAGAGACUGCCCUAGUGGUCCCAAUUCUUCUUUUAUGGAAAAGCAAUGUAACACUGUCAAAAUGAGUCACAAAUUUAAUAACUGCUACCACAAAUGACAACACCCUUUUUAUCUCUCUUUAAGAAACUCAAGUUUUGUUUUGUUUUGUUUUGUUUUUUACCAGUUUUCUUUGUACAGUAAGGUAGCGUACUGGAAAGCAGUUCUAUAUGUUUGGGGGAUGAGAGUGAGUUUUCUGAAUGCUUACCUCCAGUGGCACUAUGUACAAAAAAUAAACACUUAACAGUGAA